GUCUCAGAGAAGGCUACCGCAGACAUGGAGGAGUUGAGCGCCGUCGGAGAACAGGUUUUUGAUGCCGAAUGUAUUCUAAAUAAACGACUACGAAAGGGAAAGUUGGAAUAUCUGGUCAAGUGGAGAGGCUGGUCAUCCAAGCACAAUAGCUGGGAGCCUCAGGAAAACCUCCUUGACCCAAGAUUAUUGGCAGCAUUUAACAAGAGUGAACAAGAAAAAGAGAUGUUAUACCGCAAAAAAGGCAAAAGGCCUAGAGGACGACCUCGAAAAAUUGUGGAAACCGUUCCAGAGGUCACAAAGUCCAGCAGCUCCUCAUCUUCCUCCUCCUCUUCUGACUCCUCCUCAUCAUCAUCCUCCUCCUCCUCCUCGGAAGACGAUGAUGAAGAUGAGAGUGACAGAAAGGCCAAGCCAGCACCUCGCCUUCGGGAACUUCACCCCGUGCCCCAGAAGAAGGCACAGAUUGUAGUGGCCAAGCAGGAGCCAGUAAAGAAGAAGCGAGGCAGGAAAGCACUGCCACCAGAGUUGAGGGCCCUGCGCCAAGCGGGAAAGCCUCCCCGCAAGAUCAUCAGGCCCUCAAUCAAAGACUCUCUCGCCGAUCUUCGGCCAAACACAAUCAAGAAGCCCCUGCAGCCAGCCAGCUUCACUUACCCGGGCAUGGGCCGGAGUGCCAACCGGGACUCCCAAGGUCUGCACAGCCGAGGUGCCUUCAGUCAGAGUGGAGCUGUUAAACCGUCUCUGAGCAGCAUAGGUCCUGGGCGAUCUCUGGGCCCCACUUCGCCUUCUUUCAACAGACCUCCACAGGGUAAGGGUGCUCCCGACUUCAAACUAUCAGUGUCCGAGUCUGGCAGCGGUGCUGGGUUAGACUUGAAAUCAUCAUCAUCAUCAGCAUGCAAAUCACCGGGUGUGGCAUCCCUGAAUUUACACAAUUCCAAACUCUCCACCAACACCAGCAGCAACAACAAUCAGGGUGCUCCUCAGUCUGUCUUGGGAUCUCCCAAUGGACAAAAAAAGCACAAUGUUUCCUCUGGACAGACCCCUCUGCAGAGGCUGCCUAGCAAUAAAACAACAGCAGCAUCCUUCCCUUCCGUGAGAAAUCCCAACAUGAAUAUGCAGGCACUGAACCUGCAGAGUGCGAACAAGCCGUUGCAAUGUGGUGGGACGGCAGGAAAUGGAAAUGUGGCAGGAAGUAACUUCAGACGUGCUGCCAACCCGGCACGAAAGACCCUCAGUGGCAAAGAGCAGAGCCUUCAACCAGCCAUGGCCAGUUCAGGUGCACAGCAGCCCAAAAAGAGCCAGCCAGGAGGGGAUAAAAUCAAAGCCGAGGACACCAAUGACUUGGGUCCCACGACAGACAGGUCAGCAAAGAGGCCUCCAAACAGAGUAGAGAAGAGUCCAUCACUGAAACUACCCACAGAGAUCAGAGAACCGGUGGGCAAACGUGAGAGGUCGUCCUCAAAGGACGGAGGAAAGGGGAAAGUUCUGUGUGAGAUGAGCACUGGCGAAGAAGGGAGCAGCUCUGACUCCGACCAGGAUUCACCAUUCCCCAGCAAUGGGCAGGACUUGUCCAUUGCUGUGCAAGCAAGCCAGGAUUGGAAGCCAACCCGAAGUCUGAUCGAGCAUGUUUUUGUCACGGACGUCACGGCCAAUCUCGUCACUGUAACAGUGAAGGAGUCGCCAACCAGCGUGGGGUUCUUCAGCAUCCGAAAUUAUUGAUUGAUAUGACUGAUGCACGAGAGCCAUCAGUCAUCAGCACAGAGGCUGUGUAGGAGUGUUUUUCCCCCAAGCAGUGAAGGAAAAAAAUGUAUGGCUAGUUCAAAUGGCAAAUACAUCAAGGUUAAGUGGUAGUAGGAUGUCUACAUAUCUACUCUGAAUGAAUACCAACAUGUUUACAUAGGCCUUAUUUUAUUCAGCGUCGGGAUGGUCUGUACAUCACCUGCCCAAUUACACCUUGGGUCUUCCAACAAGGAAGAUGUUUGUUCACGGGAAAACUUUUCUGGGACAUAUUUUAAUCUAAAGGUAGCGGUUGAGCCAGAGAAGAGUCUAGGUAAUGUUCCCUGAAUCCUUUUUAUUGUAGUAAAAUAUAUAUAUAUCUUUAUGAAUAAGAAGAGCUACUAGCAUCAAGAUGCGAGACAUUCAAUAUAAAAAAGUGAAUUGAUGUGUACUACUUUGAUUCAAUGUUUCCUCGUAGAAUUUGCAUAAACAAGCUUUGACAUUCAAUCUGUUUGUGUAGAGGACUCUUGUAUAUGUAAUGCCCCAAAGAAACAAAGCUCAUAAGAAAGCUUACCAGCAGUGUGGCUUGAAUAUGAAGCUGCUGCAACUUACUUCACACACUGACCACCCCAUGUUUUAAACAGCUACAGUGUUCCCUCAUGGUUUUUUGGUUGGACUGAAGCAUCAUGGUUGUUUGUGCGGUUUGCCUUAAAUGUUUAUUUGUAUAGACACAAUCCUUUCCUGAAGACACUUAUGGACAUGAAACUGUUGAAACAAGUUAAAUUCAGUGAUGGAAAACACCACUUUUUAUCUUAAUUUAUUAUAACGUUCUCUUUUUACCUGCCUUUUACAUUUUCUUUUUAAAAAAUAAAACUUCUGCCUUUUGUACACUA
Molecule: messenger RNA, 2603 nt
Organism: Sardina pilchardus (European sardine)
Lineage: Eukaryota; Metazoa; Chordata; Actinopteri; Clupeiformes; Clupeidae
Gene: cbx2
Product: chromobox homolog 2 (Drosophila Pc class)
Exons: 5
Coding region: 25-1713 (562 amino acids)
Biological process (GO): negative regulation of transcription by RNA polymerase II
Cellular component (GO): PRC1 complex; heterochromatin
Source: RefSeq, a predicted model, not a curated record